Molecule: messenger RNA, 1134 nt
Organism: Gryllus bimaculatus (two-spotted cricket)
Lineage: Eukaryota; Metazoa; Arthropoda; Insecta; Orthoptera; Gryllidae
Source: the annotation of a GenBank genome assembly
CGCGGCUAUAUAGUGCGCAGAAGUCGCCCGCACGCGCCACAAUCGCUGUCGCAGCUCACACGUGCGGUCAGAAGCGAAGACACGUUGCUCCGAUGAAGGGCUGGGAAUUGUUGCUGAUCUGGCUUACUGUAUGUAUAAUGACAGUACUAGCCAUAGAGGGUUCUGGAAAAAAGACCGUGAAGGUGGCGGUGUCCGACGGCUCCCCCGGGGGCUUCUGGCGCAGCCGCCAAGAGUGGAAGGCGCGCUGGGUACGCGAGUGGCGGCAGCAGAAGGUGUGGAUGGCGACGUGGAAGAAAGUCUGGUCCCCGGUGGACAUCAAGGAGUGGGUGCCCUUGCCGCAGACACCUGAUUGGAAAGCGCCGAAGCACUGAUGGACACAAGCGGCAUCUGUGCAGUUUGUUCAGUCAUCAGUAACAUAUCCGACAGCUUGAAUUGUUCGUCUAAACUGGUCUUGAUAAUUUUUACGUCAUUUUUUAAAACAUGCUAAGAGCAUUUUAUUGGUUAUUUUUGGCGAUGUUUUAGAUCCCCAAAAAACCGCCCCCUACUGAUAACACUCUGCGAGAAUAUAUGUUUGAAAUAUAUGAGGUGGUUUCUGAGAAAAUUAUUAUUUUUCGCUAAAUAUGAAAAGAAUAAAAUCUUGUAAUCUCAUCUGUUAUUUUCUAAAGAUAAAAUUCUCGUGUUUACUAAACAUUCAGAACAUUCAAAUGAAUUGAGAAUCGUAGUCAGUUUCAUCACUGAAGAGCUAUUGGAAGCGAAAUUUUACACUCUUAUUUGUUCGCCUAGAACAAUUUUUUGAGAACGUUUUAAGAUUUGUAAUACGUAGAAUACGUUUGCUAACAGUGUCAAUUUAGUAUUUGAGAACAGAUUAUUUGCCACGAAACAGGGACAGAACAAUCCAAGCAAAAUGAAAUCACUUUUUGCACGUGUGCCAUGCUGUUUCUACUUACUAGUUCAUCGAGUAAGUUCUUCAAGAUGUAAUAUUAAAUAAUACAGUUCAUUAGUAACACUGCCGAAGGAAAGCUAGUCUGACAAAUAUCGUAAUUUCAUACAUAUGUAUUAUACUAUUCAUAUUUUGCACCAUUAAUUUAUUUAUGUAUCAUUUGCACUUAAAAUAAAAUUUUGUAGUAUAUUUUA